This is a messenger RNA of Andrographis paniculata, 1789 nucleotides long. RefSeq lists its product as uncharacterized. The transcript has a single exon. Lineage: Eukaryota; Viridiplantae; Streptophyta; Magnoliopsida; Lamiales; Acanthaceae. The coding region runs from base 555 to 1451 and encodes 298 amino acids. The record is from RefSeq and is a predicted model, not a curated record.
UUCUAAAUUUGGACCUGUUCUUUGAUGGAAGCUGCUUUCUCCAACCAUACGGGUCUCCAAGGACGACCGAUUUUUCCCGCAAAUUGAAUUCGAAUCAGGUUUCCAAUCAUCAAUUUUAGUCUAAUUGAUUACGAUAGGAAGCUGUGAGUAAGAAUUUUGAUCGAAUGUUUUUCCAAUGAUAUGAUCAAUUUUGUUGGAGGUCGGAGGGUUUCAAUUCCGAUGCAAAUGUUUGUUCUUUUCUCUUGUUUUUUCAUGAGGUGAGCCAUAUUUGUAUGAUGAAUUCUACAUGGAAUAAGUCACGAAAUUCGUCUUCAAUUGGGUACGUGUCAGCUUCAUGUUUGUUGAUUGUUGCCGAUGAAGGAUUUUUGCGGUGGUAUCCUUCGCUAGGGUUUCCAGGUCUGCGAUGAAAUUUUAUUUAGGGAAAUAUCCUGUUGCCACACUAAACUUCGAGUUACGUUGAGAAUUCAUCACCAUUCGUCUUCUCGUUCACUAAAAGAGCAUAUGUAUGUAUAUAUUGGUGGGAAGAGGAACGAUUGGCUUAUCGUGUUUCCACGAUGAAGAGUUCUUCAAACGAGUUUCCACAGAGAGAUAAAGAUGAACAAGUGACACAGAAACCAGCGCAGAGCACAGUUACAUGCGUGUAUCAGACUCAUAUUGCUGGUUCUUGGCGCAGUGUGACUGUAAUUUGGAGCAAGAACUUCAUGAAUUACUCUCUAACCAUAUCUGUGGAAAGCCUCGAUCGUGGUCGAGUUUACAUUUGCAAAAUUGACCCUAAGCCUUGGCAUUUUUGGGCCAGGAAAGGUUAUAAGAGCUUUGUGGUUGAUGGGAACCAAGUGGAUGUCUAUUGGGAUUUCAGAUCAGCAAAAUUUUCUGGAAGUCCAGAGCCCUGUGCCGAUUUUUAUGUUGCUCUAGUUUCUAAACAAGAAUUGGUACUAUUGUUAGGAGACAAUGAGAAAAAGGCCUACAAGAAAACAAAAUCGAGCCCUGCGGUUAUGCGUGCUGUAAUGCUUUACAAGAAGGAACAUGUGUUUGGAAAGAGAGCAUUCCCCACAAGGGCGAAGUUUGAUCAAACAAGACAGGAGCAUGAUAUCGUUGUAGAAUUCUUGAUCUCAGGGUCUGGAGAACCCGAAAUGCAGAUUAGCGUAGACGGUACUGUGUUGAUACACAUUUGUAAUUUGCAGUGGAAAUUCAGGGGCAAUGAUACUGUACUAGUCGACAACCAACCGGUUCACGUAUUCUGGGAUGUGCAUGCUUGGUUGUUCUCCCCCCCAGGAUCAAGCCAUGGUUUUUUCAUCUUCACCCCCGGCACAUCAGAAGCAGAAAGUGAUGUAGGAGAUAACAUUCAAGAUGAAGAAAGUGAUUACGGCACCCAUAGCAAGUGUUACUCGAUACUAAGUAAUUCAAACACCUCGCAGUUUUGUCUUUUUCUUUAUGCUUGGAAGAUUGAGUGAGGAAAAGCCAUGGAACCCUAAAAAACGGUGCAUCCUUAUUACUUGUAAACAAUUAUUGUUGUGCCAUUCAAGAUAACGAUGUUGGGGCAUGCUUAUUUAGUAUACAAGCUGAGGCUUAGAAUUGAAGAAUCUGAAUACGCGAAGUUUUUAUCAGUGCUGACAAUGAGACUAGUAAAGCCUGAUUACAUUUGUCAAUACUGAUUUAUAACUCCAAAUUUUCCGUUGAAUUGUUUGAAUCAAUGGUGGGGUAAACAACACAUACCCCUCCAAUGCAAUUUAUGCAUAUGUAUUCUUGUACUGCAGACAGAUGUUAAUGAGGUGAUUUUUAGUUUUGUUUC